Eutrema salsugineum is the source of this 1662-nucleotide messenger RNA. RefSeq names its product cytochrome P450 86B1. Bases 1 to 1611 code for a protein of 536 amino acids. The record is from RefSeq and is a predicted model, not a curated record. NCBI's taxonomy places the organism in Eukaryota, Viridiplantae, Streptophyta, Magnoliopsida, Brassicales, Brassicaceae. Gene Ontology annotation, molecular function: heme binding; monooxygenase activity; iron ion binding. The transcript has a single exon.
AUGUCUAAUGAAAACUCCGUAAUGCCAUUGAUAGAUCGCAUCUCUGCUCAUCUCUGUCUUCAAGAUGUAUCAAUUGCUUUAUUAAGUCUUUUUCUUUUCUGUUGCUUGCGUGCUAAGCUAACCAACAAAGGCGGACCAAUACAAUGGCCGGUGUUUGGGAUCACUCCCGAGUUCUUCUUUCACAUCCACGAUGUGUACGGAUGGAUCACAAGGUGUCUAACGAGAAGCCAAGGAACGUUUCCUUACCAAGCAAUCUGGUUUAGUGGAUCUUAUGGAGCCAUGACCAGCGUUCCUGCAAACGUCGAGUACAUGCUCAAAACCAACUUCAAGAACUUCCCAAAAGGUGACUUUUACAAAGAGAGAUUCAGCGAUUUGUUGGAAGAAGGAAUCUUUAACACUGAUGGUGAAUCUUGGAAAGAGCAGAGACGGAUUAUCAUAACCGAAAUGCAUUCGACUCGAUUCGUCGAGCAUUCUUUUCAGACCACGAGAGAUUUGAUACAGAGGAAGCUCUUGAAAGUGAUGGAGAAUUUCUCGACAUCACAAGAAGCUUUUGAUCUUCAAGAGAUUCUUCUGCGGUUAACGUUUGAUAAUAUCUGUAUCGCUGGUCUCGGUGAUGAUCCUGGAACUUUGGAUGAUGAUCUUCCCGAAGUUCCAUUCGCUAAAGCUUUUGAAGAAGCAACAGAGUCCACUCUGUUUCGGUUCAUGAUUCCACCGUUUUUGUGGAAACCUAUGAGGUUUUUGGAUCUAGGGUAUGAGAAAGGGCUGAGGAAAGCUGUUGAGACGGUUCAUGAGUUUAUAGACAAGAUGGUUGUGGACAGAAUCACGAUGCUUAAAGAAGAAGGAUCAUUAGAGAAGAACAAAUCCGAUGUCCUCUCGAGGCUAAUCCUUAUCGAAAGUCACAAAAGAGGCAAUGAAAAUGAUCGAUUCACAGUCAAGUUUUUCAGACAGUUCUGCACAAGUUUCAUCUUGGCGGGACGUGACACGAGUUCCGUUGCGCUUACAUGGUUCUUCUGGCUGAUGACAAAACAUCCGGAGGUUGAAAACAAGAUCCUCGGAGAAAUCAGAGAGAUCUUGAGACAAAGAGAGAACAAUCUUGAAUCCGAGGAUACAAAGAGUUGUGUCUUCACAGUCAAGGAACUUAACGAUAUGGUUUAUCUACAAGCGGCAUUGUCGGAAUGUCUUAGACUCUAUCCACCGAUUCCAAUGGAGAUGAAACAAGCGACAGAAGAAGACGUGUUUCCAGAUGGAACUUUCUUGAGAAAAGGUUCAAGGGUUUACUUCUCGAUCUAUUCAAUGGGAAGGAUGGAAUCGAUUUGGGGAAAAGACUGUGAAAUGUUUAAACCAGAGAGAUGGAUACAAGGAGGUCAAUAUGUGAGUGAUGAUCAGUUUAAAUACGUCGUGUUCAAUGGCGGUCCGAGGCUUUGUUUAGGGAAAACAUUUGCUUACCUGCAGAUGAAAAUGGUGGUUGCUUCCAUCUUGUUGAAUUACUCAAUUAAGGUUGAUCAAGAUCAUGUGGUUAUUCCACGUGUUACAACGACUUUGUACAUGAAACAUGGUCUUAAGGUCCGGAUCAUGCCGAGAUCUAUGGAGAAGAAGAAGCAAGAUUCAUAAGUAAAGAUGAAAAAAACAGUUAAAUUGUAACUGAAAUAUUAUUCAUUUAUA